Heterocephalus glaber (naked mole-rat) is the source of this 1241-nucleotide messenger RNA. It is a transcript of the gene Eif3f, whose product is annotated as eukaryotic translation initiation factor 3 subunit F. The record is from RefSeq and is a predicted model, not a curated record. Gene Ontology annotation, biological process: translational initiation. Gene Ontology annotation, molecular function: metallopeptidase activity; translation initiation factor activity; translation initiation factor binding. NCBI's taxonomy places the organism in Eukaryota, Metazoa, Chordata, Mammalia, Rodentia, Bathyergidae. Gene Ontology annotation, cellular component: eukaryotic translation initiation factor 3 complex, eIF3m.
ACCCCUUCCGCUCCAGGCUUCCUCUUUCUCUUCAAGAUGGCUACGCCAGCGGCGCCCACGAGUGCUCCCCCAGCCACUCCGGCCCCAGUGCCGGACCCGGCUCCUUCGCCGACGCCGGCUCCAGCGCUGGCCGCUGCUCCAGCGCCGGCCUCGUCUUCGGAUCCGGCGGUAGCGGCGGCCGCCCCAGCAGCUCCGGGCCAGACCCCAGCCUCAGCAACGACCUCAACGCAGAGCCCGGCAACCGCGCUGCAGGGUCCGGCGCUCCCGGGGCCCUUUCCCGGCGGCCGCGUGGUCAGGCUGCACCCAGUUAUUUUGGCCUCCAUCGUGGACAGCUAUGAGCGACGCAACGAGGGUGCUGCCCGAGUUAUCGGAACCUUGCUGGGAACUGUUGACAAGCACUCAGUGGAGGUCACCAACUGCUUUUCAGUGCCACACAAUGAGUCAGAAGAUGAGGUGGCUGUUGACAUGGAAUUUGCUAAGAACAUGUAUGAAUUGCACAAAAAAGUCUCUCCAAAUGAGCUCAUCCUGGGCUGGUACGCCACAGGCCAUGACAUCACAGAGCACUCUGUGCUGAUCCAUGAGUACUACAGCCGGGAGGCCCCAAACCCCAUUCACCUUACUGUGGACACAAGUCUCCAGAACGGCCGCAUGAGCAUCAAGGCCUAUGUCAGCACUUUAAUGGGUGUCCCAGGGAGGACCAUGGGAGUGAUGUUCACACCACUGACAGUGAAAUAUGCAUAUUAUGACACUGAACGUAUUGGAGUUGACCUAAUCAUGAAGACCUGUUUUAGCCCCAACCGGGUGAUCGGACUCUCGAGUGACUUGCAGCAAGUUGGGGGAGCAUCGGCUCGCAUCCAGGAUGCCCUAAGCACAGUGUUGCAAUAUGCAGAGGAUGUACUGUCUGGAAAAGUGUCAGCUGACAAUACUGUGGGCCGCUUCUUGAUGAGCCUGGUUAACCAAGUACCCAAGAUAGUUCCUGAGGACUUUGAGACCAUGCUCAACAGCAACAUCAAUGACCUGCUGAUGGUGACCUACCUGGCCAAUCUUACACAGUCACAGAUUGCCCUCAAUGAGAAACUUGUAAACCUGUGAAUGGGUCCCAGCCAGCACACCUACCUAUCUUGAGUCUCAACUGUAAGGCCCAGCACAAAGUGGAGGAGAAAUGGUUUGUGGUCUUGAGUCACAAAGUAAGUUAGCUACUUGUGACUCCAAAUAAACAUAGUCUACCUUUUGUAAAUAAA